CGCAAAAUGGUGACGUCAUGUGUGUGACCCGCACACAUCUACACACGCCACUUCCGGCUAUGACUUAACGCUGUACCUUCAGCCGUUGAAGGAUUAUAAAACAAUAACCAUCAAUAUUGGACUGCCCAGUUCUCCAACAUUGCGAGCUAGAGCGGAAUAAAAGGAUUGCAUCAAACCCAAGGCGCAAACCAAGCGGCAACUCUCCUAGAUUCCACCGUGCCGAUGGCUUGGUCCAGUAGCUGCACCACACCAGCCAAGAUCGCGAUGUCCGGCUGAUCGGUUACAACGAUGAGGAAUUAUGUUUUUCUGUGUGACUUUCCUGAUUCUGUACAGCUUUAUGGAAUGUCAGUCAGCUAUAGGAGUCAUGAAGACCAAAAUGAAAAUCAGGCUCAGGCCUACAAAGGAAGAACAUCACUGUUCAAAGAGGAGCUGCAGAAAGGCAACGCUUCACUCAAACUCUCAGCUCUCCAAGUCUCUGAUGCAGGAAAAUAUGUGUGUCAUAUUGAGGACAAAUCCUGGAUUCAUGAAGUACCUGUUUAUGUAACUGUUGCGGUUCUGGGAAGCCACCCGGUGAUCACAGUGGAGAGUUAUGAUAACUCAGGAGGGAUUAAUCUUGUGUGUGACUCCAGAGGUUGGAAUCCUGAACCUCAGGUUCAGUGGCUGGACAGAGAAGGAGUCAUUCUGACUGCUGAAGAUACACAGAUACACAGAGACACAGAGGGCUUCAGUUUGAAAAGCCACAUCACUGUUUUUGAUUAUAGUGACUCUAACAGGUUUUACUGCAGACUUCAACAAAAACAUCACAUGAUUGAGACACACAUUAUCAUUAAUACUCUGCAUACAAUGAAAUUUGGAGCCCUCCUCUUGUUGGUGUCACAAGUAACCUUGGGUUUCUUUGUAGGUAAGAUCUUUCAUGCUUGGAAGACGAUUGUCGGCAUUUCUGUUUUAGCAUUACUUUUUGCUGUUGGAUUGAUAUUAACUGCUGUUAUCUGCCACAAGAAAGGGCAUUCACAUGGAUAAGAACUACGCAGAGCUGCAGAGACUGAGAGUGAAAAAUGAGGUUUAAAUUCCCCUAUAUUGUAGCAAAGCAGAGUUUCUCUACAGGGAGAUUUUAUGAUGAGGUACAGGUCAAAGGGAAAACUGCAUGGACAUUAGGAGUGAUCAGAGAGAACAUUGACAGGAAGGCAUGGAUGACAGCGACUCCUCAGAAUGGAUUAUGGCUUGUGGAACUGAGGAAUGAGAAUAAGUUCAGGGCUUGUGCUAAUUCUUUUGUCCCCCUCACACUGAGAGAGAAGGUGGAAAAGGUGGGGGUGUUUGUGGACUAUGAGGAGGGUCUCAUAUCUAUUCUUUCACUGGUCAGUCUUUCAGUUCUGAGAAAAUCUUUACAUACUUUAGUCCACGUAAUAAUAUGCAAGAUAAAAAUUCAGCGCCACUGAUCAUCACUGCUGUUAAUGAAUAAAUAUCUGUUUUAUAUUCUAUAGCAUUUUAAAAGGUAUUUAAUGCUCACUUACAUUUAAAAUAAAACAGCUUAAUAAAAUGUGUUUAUAUGAAUUUAUAUGCAUAAUAUGAUUAUCUGAUUUCCAAUCAAAUUGAAAGGAUUUAUCAAAUUCUAUAAAAACAGAUGGAUGUUACUGACAUACAUGUAAUAUAAAAUAAACUCUUAUUCUGUGUUUGUGUUGUUAAUCUGGUUUCUCAAACAGCACAAAACUCAGUACUUGUCAUGCAUUUAUGAUUUUUAGAAUGUAUAAAGCUCAGUAAAAUCAUUAUUGACUGGAUAUGUAGGUUUGUAAUGAAUGUUCUUAUUGUUCUGGUUUCUUUAACAUGAUGCAAAUUACAAGAGUUAAUAUUAUGGAGCUGAUCAGUGAUGAAACUGAUUUAAUGCUCUUAAUUAUUUGUUAACAGCUGACUAGACUAUUGCUAGUGUUUUUUUUGUUUUUUCUAAAUAUGUUGUGUAAUCAUCUCAGUUUAUAAUAAUUUCUGUCCAUCUGGAUCAAGCACUUUUAUUAAAUUUCAUCAAAA
Messenger RNA from Hemibagrus wyckioides, 2019 nucleotides. Its product is annotated as butyrophilin subfamily 1 member A1-like. Lineage: Eukaryota; Metazoa; Chordata; Actinopteri; Siluriformes; Bagridae. The coding region runs from base 289 to 1020 and encodes 243 amino acids. The transcript has 8 exons. The record is from RefSeq and is a predicted model, not a curated record.